CUAAAAGACAAUCUUCAAGCAUCUCCAACUGUCUGUUCUCGGCAGCAUCUCAUCUCGAGAAUAAGCUUUUACUGUAUACCUGGCCGGCUGGCUUAUCGAUAAGUCAGCAGGGAUAGAAAGUACCCCCACAGGCUAGGGAUGCGCUCCCUGUCUUUCACACCGGCCCUCGCCGCGUCUGCUCUCGCUCACAACCUCCCACAGCUCAACAUCCAGAAGCGAGACAGGCACAAUGGAGGUGCAACAAACCUCUAUAGGCGUAGCGUCGCAGGCCAUGUGGAGAAAAGACAAGAUGGGACUGUCAGCACCAACAUCUUCGACGUCCUGAGUUGGUCGAACGGCGGAGCAUACUACGCAAACAUCACCGUGGGAACACCACCUCAAGAGCAGACGGUCAUUCUCGAUACUGGAUCAUCAGAUCUCUACUUUGAUGCCAGUAGCGCGCAAACCUGUCAGACGACCGGUGCGACUGCCUGCAAAGGUGGCACCUUUGAUCCAUCCAAGUCGAAAAGCUACAAAGAGAUUGCUGCAUCACCUGCUUUCAAUACAUCCUUUGGUGAUGGCAGUUCUGCGACUGGACCAUAUGGUAACGACAUGGUUGGGAUCGGAGAUGUCGUGAUAAACCCAGUGCAAUUUGGUGUUGCGUCUGAAGUGACUUCUACAACUGGAUUUUCCAUCGGCUUGAUGGGGGUUGGAUACAGCUCGAAUGAAGCCGUGCAGAGCGUGUCAGACUUCUACCCGAACAUGCCGGAGGUGCUCAAGAACGCCGGCGUUAUCGCCUCGCGCUUAUUCUCGGUGUUUCUCAACGAUGCAGAAGCCGACUCAGGUACCAUCCUCUUUGGCGGUAUCGACAAGUCGAAGUUCACGGGUGAAAUGGCUACCGUAGACCUUCUGCCAGCCUACUACCAGGGACAAUUGGUAGAAUACGUGAACCAAUUCAUCACCACCGUUACUGCCGCCAAUGCGACUGUCGGCGGACAAACAACUAGUCUCUGGAGUGAUGGCACUGAUGGUAUCGGCGCCUAUGGCAACCGUGAUACAGCUCUGGCUGUACUUCUGGACACCGGCAGCACUGCUUGGACCAUUCCUGAGGAAUAUUACAGCCAAUACAUCGAUCCGGUCUUCACGUACGUCGACCGCAAUGGUUUGACUGAUUGCAGGAAUGCAAACUCUGGCGAUUCCCUCUCCCUCGAAUUCGCAGGAAAGAUUACCAUCAAUAUCGAUGCACGACAAUUCAUCGUCCCACUGGUCAAUGGUACUACUAGGGAGCCUGUGAUCUACGACAAUCACGGCCAUGAGGCCUGUCUUUUCUUGCUUCAGCCAACUCAGGGCAAUGAUGGCAUGGGCUUUGAGACAAUUGGCGAUGCGAUUCUGAGAAGUAUGUAUGUCGUCUUUGAUCUCGACAACGGACAGGCUUCCAUUGCGCAGGCUGCCGUAAACAGCACUGCUAAGCCAGACAUCGUUGUUGUUGAAGCUGGCGAGAACGGCGUCGCAAAGGCUCUUGGCUCGGGCGUGGCUUCUGCUGCUCCUAACAGCUAUACGAUCGCUCCUCAGGUCUCAGUUACUGCCAGUCCCAAGGCUAGCACAGCUGCAACGCCUAUCGGAACUGCUACUGGUGAAGCUGCUAUUCCGGAGGAUGCCCAGGUUGAGGAGUCUGGAAGCCCAUCUCGUGGAGACUCCUCAUCGAGCUCUGGCGUCGCCAGUGGUGUGGUAAUUCCUCGUUUCGACAUGUCCUACUUUGCGAUUGCAUUUACUUGGCUGAUGGGCAUUGCUAUUGGCGCAGGCCUAAUGUUGUAAAUAUCAUAACGACAGAAUAUAUAGAGUAACAGGAAACACAUAUCCAGGUCU
Molecule: messenger RNA, 1845 nt
Organism: Pseudocercospora fijiensis CIRAD86
Lineage: Eukaryota; Fungi; Ascomycota; Dothideomycetes; Mycosphaerellales; Mycosphaerellaceae
Exons: 1
Coding region: 139-1794 (551 amino acids)
Biological process (GO): proteolysis
Molecular function (GO): aspartic-type endopeptidase activity
Source: RefSeq, a predicted model, not a curated record